AUGUUUGAAUCAGUGGUUGAACUUUUCACAAGCACCAGUGGCUUAAUAUGGACGUCUCUGGUUCUACUUGUGACUUAUUAUCUGUGGAGCAGACACCAAAGACUGAAAUCCCUGCCCCCUGGGCCGACACCUCUCCCACUCUUGGGAAAUCUACUCGAUCUCUCUUCCGGUGACCAGGUUGAAGCAUUUCGUAAACUGAAGGAAAAGUAUGGCGACCUGGUCACUUUGCACGUGGGGUCCUUCACGAUAGUUGUGGUCAGUGGUUAUGACACACUGCGGGAACUGUUCGUCAAGCGUGCACACGCUACGUCAGAUCGGCCUGACAUUUACACGUUCAAGGAGAUAACACGCCGACACGGAAUUACCAGCAGAUCUGGGCCAGAAUGGAAGAUACAUCGAACGUUUGCCCUCAAUGGACUAAGGGAUUUUGGAUUUGGGAAGAAAAGUCUGGAAGGGAAAAUUACGGAAGAAAUUGAAAUAUUUUUAAACUUAAUUGACAAGAAACAAGGAACCCCAGUAUGUCUCGAAUCGCCCAUCCAGAUUAGUGUUGCUAAUAUCGUAUGUUCCAUUGUAUUGGGUAAGAGGUUUGAACAUGAUGACCCUGCUUUUAAGAAACUGAUAUCUUUGAUUCAGGAGAAUAUAGCUCUUGCCGGUGUUUCUGGACUCCUUAACCUUCUUCCUAUUGUGCGAUACAUACCAGGUGAUCCCAUGCAGUGUGGGAAAGUGCUUUCUAACGCUGCCAAGAUUUACGGGUAUUUUGGUGAGCUCGUUGAUCGCCAUCGCAAGGAUUACCAAGAAGAUGACAUCAAGGACAUAAUCGAUGUUUACUUGAAGGAAAUGAAAAAAUUAGAAGGCCAGGUUACAUCAUUUACUGAUUUACAGCUACGAAACACUGUGGCCGAUUUAUUCGCCGCAGGAAUGGAGACGACUACCACCGUUCUUCUCUGGGCUGUCUUGUUCUUCCUCAACAACCCGGAUGUACAGAAGCGUUGUCAUGAGGAGGUAACGAGGGUUGUAGGAGAGGGUCGAUUCCCGUCCCUGUCAGACCGCUCGGACAUGCCGUACAUUGAGGCCACGAUCACAGAGAUCCUCAGAUGUGGGGAUAUAACCCCACUCGGGUUACCACAUGUUGCAAGUGAAGAUGUUGAAAUCAAUGGAUACACUCUCCCGAAAGAAACGGUGCUCAUUACAAAUAUUAACUCUGUUCACACUGAUCCACAACUUUUUAAAGACCCGGGUAAAUUUGACCCAUCAAGAUUCUUGGACAAGGACGGAAAGGUUCAUGGAACAGAGCAUGUCAUUGCCUUCUUCUUUGGUCGCCGUGUGUGUUUGGGAGAGGCCCUUGCCAGGUCUGAGCUUUUCUUAUUCAUCUCCUCAAUGAUACAAAGAUUCCACAUUAAACCUGUGGACGAAAACAACAUCCCUCCUGUUAAGGGCAUCCUUGGAGUGACCUUCAAACCAUGCCCUUUCGAAUGUAUAGCGGAGAAAAGAAUUUAGGAACAUCUCUUAACAACAAAAAAAUCGAAUAAGUGUAGACUUCUAG
This is a messenger RNA of Ylistrum balloti, 1543 nucleotides long. Its product is annotated as cytochrome P450 2J4-like. Bases 1 to 1497 code for a protein of 498 amino acids. Gene Ontology annotation, biological process: xenobiotic metabolic process. The record is from RefSeq and is a predicted model, not a curated record. Gene Ontology annotation, cellular component: cytoplasm; intracellular membrane-bounded organelle. NCBI's taxonomy places the organism in Eukaryota, Metazoa, Mollusca, Bivalvia, Pectinida, Pectinidae. The transcript is spliced from 4 exons. Gene Ontology annotation, molecular function: heme binding; oxidoreductase activity, acting on paired donors, with incorporation or reduction of molecular oxygen, reduced flavin or flavoprotein as one donor, and incorporation of one atom of oxygen; iron ion binding.